CGAAAAGAUGAUGAAAUAACCCCCUUAGAAAUCCACUGUGCGGAUCCGAAGUACAUUGAACGCAUCAUGUCACGCAUGCGCAGUGUCAAGAAAAGGACCGGUGACCUGGGUCAAGGGGUGUAGUGUUGAAAUUAGUUGCCCCGUCGAGAAGCCUGUAUGUAUUAGAGGUGUGAGUAAGUUCUCAAGGUUUAUUCGAUAACUAACGCUGACUCGUGAGGGCUCAGACAGGAAGAGCACGUGACUUCAGCAGAACUUUUAUUUUGUUCAACUUUUAUCCCGUGAACGUCUCAGGCAUCAUAUGAGAGCGCUUAUGGGAUUUCCAGCACUGCUUCUACUGCAAACGGGUCGGUGGAUCAUCACAGGACUUGGGAUUCUUUCAUUAUCAAGUGUUAGCACUUUGCACAUUUAGGAUAUUGGUGAAGAUGAGUGCCGGUGGAGAGGAAGAGGAGGAUCCGGGGUCAAGCAACAUCUCUCUGUAUAGUUAUCAUUCUAAAGAAAGUCCUCUAACCUUUAAUGAUAAACCUGGAUUGGGAGGCAUGGAUGUUACCAAAGUCCAGGUGGAAGUCUGUGGACAGGAUGAGUGCAGACCAGAAUCAUCGUCACCCAGCUGUCUCUCUCAAAAGAGUGACCAGUCCAAAGAAAUUCCACUUGCCUUCAACAAAAACCUGGACUCUUUCAACAGAAAAGAGGGGACAAGGACCUGCUGUACUUUGUGUCAGACUGUCCCAACUGAUCCGGUCUGUCUGAGCUGUGGACACAGCUUCUGCAGCCGGUGUGUUGCAUCUCACUGCGACCAGUUGACACGAGACUCUUCUUGUCUCAGCUGUGGAAAAAGAUCCAAGAGAACGAACCCACAGGCUGAACGUCUCCGGGACGUUUUGGACAGUCACAAGGCCACACUGAAGAAACAAUGUGAAUUUGCAAUUGAAGGAAUAGCUGAAGAAGGACAUCGGAAUCGCUUGAAUAAAGUCUACACCGAGCUUUACAUCACAGAGGGCCAGUGUGAAAGUGUUAACGUUCAACACGAAGUCUGGCAUCUUGAGACAAUGUCCAAAAUGGAAACCCUCCAUGAGACUCCAGUUAAGUGCUGUGACAUAUUUAAGGUUUUACCUGAUCAACGGAGGGUGGUAAAAACGGUUCUGACCAAUGGCAUCGCUGGCAUCGGAAAAACCUUCUCAGUACAGAAGUUUGCCCUAGAUUGGGCAGAAGACCAGGAAAACCAAGAUAUCAGUCUUGUUGUUGUGCUCUCGUUCCGUGAGCUGAACUUGAUCAGCCGUGAGAAGUACAGUCUUCUAAAGCUGCUCUCUGAUUUCCACCCAGACCUUCACAGGAUGACUGCUGAAAUGCUCUCUCGCUGUAAGGUCUUGUUCAUCUUUGAUGGCCUAGAUGAAAGCAGACUCUUUCUGGAUUUCCAGGAGAACGAGGUUGUGUCUGAUGUCACUCACACAUCAACGAUCAACAUGUUGUUGGUAAACCUCAUCAAGGGGAACCUGCUCCCUUCAGCCCUCCUUUGGAUAACCUCCAGACCUGCAGCAGCCAGUCAGCUUCCAUCAGCGUUUAUUGAUCGGCUGACUGAAGUGCGAGGGUUCACAGACAGUCAGAAGGAAGAGUACUUUAGGAGGAGGCUCCAUCAGGAGACUCCGUCAGACGGCGUUAUCUCACACAUCAAGACAUCCAGGAGCCUCUACAUUAUGUGUCACAUCCCUGUUUUCUGUUGGAUCACAGCUACGGUUCUGGAGCAGAUGUUCACCACAGACCUGCACGAGCUUCCAACGACUCUGACUGAGAUGUAUGCACACUUUCUCAUGGUUCAGACAAAGAGAAAUGCUCAGAAGUAUGAGAAGGGCUCUAAGCUGGAGCGUCUGGAGAAAGACAAGGAAGUCAUUCUAAAACUAGGGAGACUUGCUUUUGAACAUCUGGAAAAAGGGAACAUCAUGUUCUAUCAAGACGAUUUGGAGAAAUGUGGUCUUGAUGUCACAGAGGCUUCAGUUUUGUCUGGACUGUGCACAAAAAUCUUCAAAAGGGAGCAUGUACUGUUCCAGAAAACGAUUUACUGCUUUAUUCAUUUAAGCAUCCAAGAGUUUGUCGCGGCCGUCUACCUGAUCCACUGUUACUUAAACAAGAACACGGAAGUUCUGAUCAAGUUCUUGGGAGAUGAUGGGAUUCAAACUCUAGAGCUGGAGAGCUUCCUUAGCAGAGUUGUGGACAAAUCUGUCAACAGUGGAAAUGGCCACCUGGACCUCUUUGUUCGCUUCCUUCAUGGACUUAUCCUGGAGUCCAACAACCAUCUUCUGGGUGAUCUGCUGGGCUGGGCAGCAAGUAGUCCAGAAAGCAUCCAGAGAGCAAUAACCAACCUAAAGAAGAUGAAUGCUUACGACAUCUCACCUGACAGAAGCAUCAACAUCUUCCACUGUCUAAUGGAGAUGAAUGACCACUCCGUGCACCAAGAGAUCCAGGAGUACCUGCAACUGGAGAAUCGAGAGCAGAAGAAGCUCACCAAGACUCACUGCUCUGCUCUGGCCUACAUGCUGCAAAUGUCAGAAAAGGUGAUUGACGAGUUGGACCUGAAGAAGUACAAUGCAUCGGGGGACGGAAGACGCAGGUUACUGCCAGCUGUCAGAAACUGCUUAAAAGCCCGCCUGUCCUGCUGUGGACUCUCUGAGUCCCAUUGCAAAGUCAUUUCCUCUGCUCUGAUGGCCAACCCCUCCCACCUGCGAGAGCUGGAUCUGAGUGGAAAUGACUACCUGUUGGAUUCAGGUGUUCAGCUGCUGACUGUUGGGCUGCAGAGUUCAACCUGCAGACUGGAGAUACUGAGCCUGAAGAAUUGCAGUUUGUCAGAAGGUUGUUGUGGACCUCUGGCUUCAGCACUGCUGUCCGCUUCUUGCUGUUUGAAAGAGCUGGAUCUGAGUAACAACAACUAUAUUCAGGAUUCUGGAGUGAAGCAGCUGUCUGUUGGACUGGAGAGUCCCCACUGCAGACUGGAGACCCUCAGAUUAAGCUGCUGCAGGCUGACGGAGAGCUGCUGCUCGUGCCUGGCCUCGUCUAUUGAGGCUAACCCCUCACACGUGAGAGUUUUAGACCUGAGUAACAACAAGCUGAAGGAUCUGGGUGUAAAUCUGCUCGUAGCUGCACUGAGGAGGCCACAGUGUAAACUCAAGACCUGGAGACUUAACAGAUGUGGGCUGACAGAAAACUGCUGCGCUUCUUUAGCUUCACUUUUAAAAUGUGAAACGAGCAGCCUGAGCGAGCUGGAGCUGAGCGACAACGACCUGCAGGAUCCCGGAGUGAACCUGCUGUGUGAGGGACUGGAGAGUCCACACUGUGGACUGGAAACUCUGAGACUGAGGGGCUGCUGGUUGUCGGAGAGCUGCUGUGCUCCUCUGGCUUCAGCUUUAAGGUCAUCUUCCUCCAGGCUGAAAGAGCUCGAUUUGAGUGAAAACGGCCUGCAGGAUACAGGAGUGAAGCUGCUCUCAGGUGGAUUAGAAAGUUCUCGCUGUAGACUAGAUACUCUGAGGUUGGUUUGCUGUCAGGUCACAGACGAAGGCUGUGUUCCUCUAGCAUCGGCUCUGAAGUCCAACGCCAUCCUGAGAGAGCUGGAUCUGAGUAAGAACAACAUCCAGGAACAAGGAGCAAAGCUGCUGACUGACGUUCAGGAGAGUCGUCAUAAACUGGAUCCUCUCAGUGUGGAAGGCAGACUUUUGCAUCUGAUCACAUGAUGCUGACUCGGAUGUCGCCAUGGCUGCUACCAAAUAACUCACUCCAAACCAACUGUAUGCAUCAUAGCUAUUCAUGUAUUUAUUAAUGAACUAUAAAGGGACAGGGUUCUCUAGAAACAUUUGUAAAUUAUUCAAAAAAUGUAAAAAACAUGAUUUUAAAUUGUCACUUUAUUCUUUGCAAUAAC
Molecule: messenger RNA, 3901 nt
Organism: Nothobranchius furzeri (turquoise killifish)
Lineage: Eukaryota; Metazoa; Chordata; Actinopteri; Cyprinodontiformes; Nothobranchiidae
Product: NACHT, LRR and PYD domains-containing protein 12
Biological process (GO): intracellular signal transduction
Molecular function (GO): protein binding
Source: RefSeq, a predicted model, not a curated record